ACGUACAUCUAAAUACAGAAACAAGAUGGCGUCUCGCACUCAGUGUUUGUUAACUUUCUCUAGGGCGUAUAGUUCGAAGGCCGACAAAAAUGUGGCCUUCCUCGGCCUUGGCAAUAUGGGAGGUUACAUGGCUGCCAACUUAGUGAAAAAGGGCUUCAUGGUUCGUGGAUAUGACCCUUCAAAGGAGGCAGUCAAUAGCGCCGCCAAAAAUGGUGUCACUGGUGCCAAUUCCAUAGCAGCGGCUGUCGAUGGCGUCGACGCUGUCGUGUCGAUCUUGCCAAGCAAUCAAGUUGUAUUGGAUGCUUACUUAGGGAAGGAUGGUGUGGUAGCUCAUGCACCUAAAGGAGCUCUACUGAUCGACUCAAGUACAGUGGACCCAAACGUGCCCAAAAAGAUAUUUCCCGUAGCAAUAGAUAGUGGAGUUGGAUUCAUCGAUGCACCAGUCUCGGGAGGUGUGAUGGGAGCACAAAACGCGACUCUCGCUUUUAUGGCCGGUGGUCGUAAAGUAGACUUUGAUAGGUCAUUACCGAUGCUCGAAGCGAUGGGCGCCAAGCAGUUCCACUGCGGUGACGUCGGCGCUGGACAGGUAGCCAAGUUGGCCAACAACAUGCUCAUGGGUAUCACGGGCAUGGCAACCGCUGAAUGUAUGAAUAUGGGCAUCAAAAUGGGUCUCGAUCCUCAAGUAUUACUGGACGUGCUAAACAACUCCUCAGCUCGCUCUUGGUCUACAGAAGUAUACUGUCCAGUACCUGGACUGGUCCCGACCGCUCCCUCAAGUAGAAAUUAUGAUGGUGGCUUUAAGAAUGAACUUAUGGUUAAGGAUCUGGAGUUGGCCAGCGGUAUGGCACUCGGAAUCCGGUCACCCAUCCCCCUAGGCGCAGUCGCAACGCAACUGUACCGCAUUGUACAAUCCCGAGGAUAUGGACAAAAAGAUUUCUCUUUUGUGUACCAACUUCUAAAAGAUGAAGUUGGAAAGAAUUAACUAGUAUUAUAAAUUAUUGUUAAAUUUUAAUAUUGUUUCUUUUAUAAUGGGAAAAUCAAUAUCAUGACUCACUAC
This is a messenger RNA of Diatraea saccharalis (sugarcane borer), 1057 nucleotides long. The record is from the annotation of a GenBank genome assembly. Lineage: Eukaryota; Metazoa; Arthropoda; Insecta; Lepidoptera; Crambidae.